AAGCGUGCCUGCAAACUUUCUCCACUCUAUUUCUAUUCCCCUCCGCUGUAUGCUUUAUUAGAAGUGGCUCUGGCAUCUCCUCUCCGCUGAUCAGAAAUGGAAGCAGCAGCAACAAACCCUAGAACCGCCAAACUUCCUCCCCGACAGAAUUCGAGGGCAGCGUUGCAGGACCUCUUCAACCUUUACCUUGGGAGGAGUUAUAGAAACAAAGGAGAUGACGAAGCUCCAAGAGAAACCCCGACUAAAUUGCAGAAGAGAAUAUCUGCUUUGAAUAGAGAGCUUCCACCUCGAAAUGAACAAUUUCUUUUUGACUUUGAACAGCUUCAGGCUCAAUUUCCUGAUCAGGAGCAUCUACGAUCUGUGACAGAAUCUGUGAUUAUUAAUUUGGUAGUGCAGUGUAGCAGCCAUGCACCACAAGCAGAGUUUCUGCUAUUCUCCUUGCGUGCUUUAUCUGAUAUUGGUUAUAUAAAUUGGGAUACAUUUAUUCCUUCCCUUCUCUCUUCUGUUUCCUCGGCAGAGAUAUCAGUUGGGCAAGGAAAUCAAGCAAUGACAGCUAACAAUUUGGCAGCACAUGGAAAUACGCCAUCUUCAGUUGCGAUUUCGACUUCCACUAGUUUUCAGUCCUUCAAUCCUUCCUCCCCACUGCCUUCACUUCAAGGAAUGGGUUCUCCUCCCCAAGGUUCUACUGACCUUGCAGCAAGUGUAACUCAGUCACCUAAACCUAAUGACACAGGUCAACAAAUUGGACCUAGGACAAAUGGAUCACUGAGGCGUACUGCCUUUAGCUGGCUACGCCAGCUGUCAUGCAAGAUAAUAUUAAUUGCACUUGAAUGCAAUCUAAAACCUCUUACUCAUGCUGAGAUUUUUCAACACAUGCUUAAUUGGUUGGCUAGUUGGGAUCAGAGACAGGAUGGUGUUGAGGAAUUUGAAGUGAGAUUACAUGAGUGGCUGCAUAGCUGCUUAGAUGUUGUCUGGGUUUUGGUUGAGGAAGACAGAUGCCGGAUACCAUUCUAUGAGUUACUUCGCAGUGGCUUACAGUUUAUGGAUAAUAUACCUGAUGAUGAGGCCCUGUUUACUAUGGUCCUUGAGAUACAUAGGAGACGCGAUAAGGUUGCAAUGCACAUGCAGAUGCUUGAUCAACACCUUCACUGCCCCACUUUUGCCAAUCUUCGGUUUCCUGCUCAGACGUAUCCAAGUCUUUCAGGGGAGCCAUUGGCAAACUUGCGUUCUGCACCUUUAACAUAUCCAAGUGGGCUAGGGGAGCCAUUGCAUGGAGAGGACCUUGCUGCAUGUAUACAAAGAGGAAGUCUAGACUGGGAAAGAGCCAUCCGUUGCCUGAAGCAUGCUCUUAAUACAACUCCUUCUCCAGAUUGGUGGCGGCGAGUGCUUGUUACUGCUCCUUGUUACAGGCAACAAGCUCAACAGCAAGUUUCAGUUCCUGGAAUUGUAUUUUCUUCAGAAAUGCUAUGUGAGGUGAUCAUUGAUAGGAUUAUGGAUCUUUUGAAGUCUUCCAACUCAGAUAAUCAAGCCUGGCAAGAGUGGCUUAUAUUUUCAGAUUUAUUUCACCUUGUUAUGAAAAGUGGGUAUAUCGAUUUCCUUGACUUUGUGGAAAAGCUUACAUCUCGAUUUGCAAAGGGUAAUCAGCAGAUUCGGAGUAAUCAUGUUACAUGGUUGCUUGUGCAAAUUAUCUCAACGGAGAUUGUCAUGAAUACUCUUAAUGCAGAUCCAAAGAAGGUGGACACCAUGCGAAAGAUUGUCUCUUUCCAUAAGGAAGACCGGAGUUCUGAUCAGAAUAAUGUUACUCCUCAAGGUAUCCUACUUGAUUUCAUCAGCAGCAGCCUAACUUCGCGUGUUUGGUCAUUGACCGCUUCUAUCAGAGAAUAUUUGAACCCUGAGCAGCUGCAGAAAGGGAAGCAAAUAGAUGAAUGGUGGAAACAAGUUAAAGGUGAACGUAUGCUGGAUUUUCUGAAUUUGGACGAAAGAUCAUUGGGAAUGUUUUGGGUUCUUUCGCAUACUGUGGGACGAACUGCCUGGGAAGCGAUCAUGGCUUAUUUGAACUCUGUGGGAGUCAGUGAGCUUUUGCAACAGGGAUCCAUGGGGCAGUCUGGUGAAAGAAUGAUGGUCAUGCGAGAAGCAUGUCCAUUGCCGAUGUCAUUAUUUUCUGGCUUGUCCAUUAACUCAAGUUUGAAAUUGGCAACUCAAAUUGAAGAAACCUUACUCUUUGGCCAGGUGAUACCAAGCAUUGCAGUGGUGGAGACAUAUGCUAGAUUGCUGCUGACUCUUCCUCACUCGUUAUUUCGACUUCACUUCAAUGUUUUAACACAAAGAGCGCAAACUAUAACCAACAAGCCUGGGGUGUACUUACUACUGCUGGAAAUACUAAAUUAUCGACUACUUCCACUAUAUAGGUAUCAUAAUAAGACUAAAACCCUGAUGUAUGAUGUUACAAAGAUAAUUUCUAUGACAAAAGCGAAACGUGGAGAACAUCGUCUUUUCAGGCUCGCUGAGAAUUUGUGCAUGAAUCUAAUUCUUUCCAUACGAGAUGUUUUUCUAGUGAAAAAGGAACUAAAGGGUCCCACUGAUUUUACUGAAACAUUGAAUCGGGUUGCAAUUAUCAGUCUUGCGAUUACAAUAAAGACGCGUGGAAUUGCGGAGAUUGAGCACUUGCUCUUUUUGCCACCAUUGUUAGAACAAAUAAUGGCCACUAGUCAGCAUACUUGGUCUGAGAAAACAUUGCGCCAUUUCCCACCUCUUGUUCGUGAUUGCUUAAUGGGAAGGAUGGAUAAACGGAGCCAGGCUAUCCAAGCUUGGCAGCAGGCGGAGACAACUGUCAUUAAUCAAUGUAGGCAGCUCCUAUCUCCUUCUGUUGAUCCAUCUUAUGUCGUGACCUACAUCAACCGCAGUUUUCCUCUGCAUCGUCAAUAUCUUUGUGCGGGAACUUGGAUGCUUAUGACCGGACACCCUGAAAGCAUUAAUAGUGCAAAUCUUGGACGUGUUCUGAGGGAACUGUCACCUGAAGAAGUGACCUCAAACAUUUACACAAUGGUGGAUGUUCUUCUUCACCACAUUCAGAUUGAACUGCAACAUGGUCAUGUCAUUCAGGAUCUCCUAAUCAACGCCAGUGUAAACCUCACUUUUUUUAUCUGGACAAAUGAACUACUUCCAUUGGAUAUUUUGCUCUUGGCUCUCACUGAUCGGGAUGAUGAUCCUCAUGCUUUGCGCCUUGUGGUGAGUUUGCUUCUUGACAGACAAGAUUUCCAGCAAAGAGUUAAAGUUUUUUGUAUGAAUCGUGGGCUUCCAGAGCAUUGGCAGAACUCUGGUCCUUUGAAGCGACUUGAGCUACAGAAAGCUCUUGGGAACCAUUUAUCCGGAAAGGAAAGGUAUCCGACGUUUUUUGAUGAUAUUGUGGCACGCAUGUUGCCAGUCAUCCCACUGAUCAUUUAUCGGCUUAUUGAAAAUGAUGCGACUGAUACUGCAGACAGAGUUCUUGCCACUUAUUCUGCAUUUCUUGCGUACCACCCACUGAGGUUCACAUUUGUGCGUGACAUUCUUGCGUAUUUCUAUGAUCAUAUUCCUAGCAAACUCAUUGUCCGAAUACUGAAUGUACUUGAUUAUCCAAAGAUUCCUUUUUCAGAAUCAUUCCCUCAACAUAUUGGUCCAUCGAAUUCUGGUAUAUGCCCACCACCCGAAUAUUUUGCAAGUCUGCUUUUGGGCCUUGUAAACAAUGUUAUACCACCUCUGAACAGCAAGACAAGAUCGGGAUCUACAGGAGAUAUGACUGGUAGCUCUUCACGCUCUGUGCCCAACAAAACCCAAACCACUCAGUCCAUGCCCAUGAGUCCUAUGGAUGGUCAGAAAGCCUUCUACCAGAUUCAAGAUCCAGGAACUCACACUCAACUAGUUCUUGAAACUGCAGUCAUUGAAAUCCUUUCACUCCCAGUAACUGCUUCUCAAAUUGUAUCAUCACUUGUCCAAAUAGUUGUGCACGUCCAGCCAACUUUGAUUCAAUCUACCACAGGAGUUCAAGGUGCUGGACAAAGCUCUGGUCUACCAACUUCUCCAUCAGGUGGUAGCACUGAUUCCUUGAACACAACCAGAUCAGCUGCAUCCUCAACUGGAAUCAGCACCUCCAAUUUUGUUUCUAGAAGUGGUUAUACAUGCCAACCACUAUCGUGUUUGAUGAUUCAAGCUUGCGGGCUGCUAUUAUCGCAACUUCCACCAGCUUUUCACGUGCAAUUAUAUGCGGAAGCAUCACGUAUAAUUAAAGACUGUUGGUGGCUUACAGAUACAUCAAAGUCAUCCAGGGAACUUGAUUCUGCAGUUGGCUAUGCCUUGUGUGAUCCGACGUGGGCUGCUCAAGAUAACACCUCAACUGCAGUUGGCAACACAGUUGCACUGCUGCAUUCAUUCUUUAGUAACCUCCCUCAAGAGUGGCUUGAAGGCACGCAUGCAAUUAUAAAACAUCUCAGGCCUGUAACUUCUGUUGCCAUGCUGAGAAUUGCAUUUCGUAUAAUGGGCCCACUGCUUCCUCGCUUCGCAUUUGCACGCCAACUCUUCAUGAAGACACUGGCCUUGCUAUUCAACGUGAUGGCAGAUGUCUUGGGGAGAAAUUCUCAGCUGUCAACUCCCACCGAAUUUGCAGAAAUAUCAGAUCUCAUAGAUUUCUUGCACCACGCCGUAAUUUCUGAAGGACAAGGGACUGUGCAGAGCAACACGAAGCCUAGACCUGAGACACUGACUCUGUGUGGCAAAGCGGUAGAAAUGUUAAGGCCAGAGUUGCAGCAUCUUCUUUGCCACUUGAAACCCGACCCAAACUCCUCAGUUUAUGCAGCAACGCAUCCUAAACUGGCGCAAAGUUCAAACCAAUAAUCAGUGGCCUUUGCCUUGAUCUGCGUUUGCCCGUUGAUAUAAUCAGUCAUAUCACUUCUACGUGAGCUCACCAUUUUGUCUUUGCAUAUGUGAAUAUAAUAUAUUUGCAUCGGGGUUUUGCAUAGCACAAAGAUGCAAGAUGUGAUAUGUCAGUUUAUCAAACCAGGUCUUGGCUUCUUUGUUUUACUUCUUCUUGGGCAAAGUGAUUGAUGUACGGGUCCAUGGAGCUUAUGUCAGUAUUUCCUUGAAGACAUGAGAUGUAAUUCUUGUUGGUUCAAUGAGAUGUUUUUUAGCUCGC
This is a messenger RNA of Amborella trichopoda, 5167 nucleotides long. Its product is annotated as mediator of RNA polymerase II transcription subunit. Gene Ontology annotation, biological process: regulation of transcription by RNA polymerase II; positive regulation of gene expression. Lineage: Eukaryota; Viridiplantae; Streptophyta; Magnoliopsida; Amborellales; Amborellaceae. The record is from RefSeq and is a predicted model, not a curated record. Gene Ontology annotation, cellular component: transcription regulator complex; mediator complex.